Molecule: messenger RNA, 1437 nt
Organism: Euleptes europaea (tarantolino)
Lineage: Eukaryota; Metazoa; Chordata; Lepidosauria; Squamata; Sphaerodactylidae
Gene: PPM1M
Product: protein phosphatase, Mg2+/Mn2+ dependent 1M
Exons: 10
Coding region: 1-1437 (478 amino acids)
Biological process (GO): protein dephosphorylation
Molecular function (GO): protein serine/threonine phosphatase activity
Source: RefSeq, a predicted model, not a curated record
AUGUCUUCAGACUGGUUUAAAAGGCGCUUCUUGAGCAGCAGGAGCGGCGCAGGGCGAGACGCGGCCCGAGAGCCGGAGUGGCAGGAGCGUGAAGAAGGGCAGCGGCGGCGGCUGCAGCAACAGCAACAGCAACAGCAGCAGCUCCCUCCGCUGCCGUACAGGCGGCCCAAGUUCCUGCGUGGAGCUGGUUGCAGCGAGGAGGGGCCGUGUGGCAAGAGACCCGUCCGCUCUCCGUCCCGAGACAGGCCGCUGCAGUGGAACACGGGCUAUGCCGAAACUAUCAAUGCACAAAAAUCAGAGUUCAAUGAAGACCAAGCAACAUGCUGUCAGAUUUCCAUCAGGAAGAAGAACUAUGGCAAAGAGGACGAUCAGGAAUGGCUGAUUCUCUGCUCCACUGAAUAUCUGGCUGGCUAUUACUGGGCACUGUUUGAUGGCCAUGGUGGCCCAGAAGCGGCAAUUAUGGCUUCCAACUACCUGCACUAUUGUAUCAAGCAGAAACUAGAAGAAGUGGUGGGGGGCAUAACUGAAGACCAUCCACCAAUGCACCUCAAUGGACAGUGUGUUUGCCAAAGCGACCCACAGUUCGUGGAAGAAAAGCAAAUCCGGCAGGAAGAUGUUGUCAUUGGAGCAUUGGAGCAAGCCUUCCAGGAAUGUGAUGAGAUUAUUGGUCAGGAAAUGGAAGCUGCCAGCCAGUCAGGAGGCUGCACAGCCCUGGCUGCCCUUUAUCUUCAGGGAAAGCUUUAUGUGGCAAAUGCAGGUGACAGCAGGGCACUCCUUGUUAGAAAACACGGCAUCAUUCCUUUGAGUACUGAAUUUACACCUGAGACAGAGAGGCAAAGAAUCCAGCAUCUGGCUUUCAUGUACCCAGAGCUAUUAGCUGAUGAAUUCACCCGGUUUGAGUUUCCAAGGAGACUGAAGGGAGAUGAUGUGGGUCAGAAAGUCUUGUACCGGGAUUUCUCUAUGCAAGGCUGGGGAUACAAGACAAUAGAGAAAGAUGACCUCAAGUAUCCUCUUAUCCAUGGACAUGGAAAACAGGCUCGGUUGCUUGGCACCCUGGCUGUGUCACGAGGCCUGGGAGAUCAUCAGUUGAAAGUCAUCGAAACAGAUGUUGAAGUGAAGCCUUUCCUCUCCUGUAUUCCCAAGGUGGAAAUGUUUGACUUGACUGCACAAAAUGUUAAGGAAGAUGAUGUCCUCAUUAUGGCAACUGAUGGACUUUGGGAUGUUCUGUCCAAUGAAGAUGUGGCCCAAAUGGUCAGGAGUUUUCUUGAAGACAACAGAACUGACCACUACAGGUUUUCAGAACUGGCCAAGUGUCUAGUGUGGAAAGCAAGGGGAAGGAAAGAUGGAUACUACUGGACUCUGUUGAACAACACCUCUGCUUCCUAUGAUGAUAUUUCGGUAUUUGUAAUUCCACUUCAUAACAGGGAUGAAAACUAG